Molecule: messenger RNA, 870 nt
Organism: Aspergillus ibericus CBS 121593
Lineage: Eukaryota; Fungi; Ascomycota; Eurotiomycetes; Eurotiales; Aspergillaceae
Exons: 2
Coding region: 1-870 (289 amino acids)
Source: RefSeq, a predicted model, not a curated record
AUGCCGGAAACUCAUUUAUCCUCAGUCAUCAACUAUGGCCUAGUCGAAUCAUACACCAAUGGCCACUAUGUUGAGGUUUUCUCUCGCAUGUACGACCCCAGUGGAGAGCCCCUUCGGAAGUUGAUCGAGUUGCUUGGAUCACUUUGCCAGCCCUACUUCAGAGCAUACGCGCGUUACAGGGGCGACGAUCUGGAUUCAGAGCUGCGGGAUAAUACGCAGAUUCUCUUGCAACUGAAUCAGAAACAAUUGUCCAAAAUUUCCCCGGACCAGCAGCCCUGCGAAGAGUAUCCUAUUCGGCAUACAAUCGAGACCGAUCUCCCAAGUUAUCAGCUUUCAGCCGUCACAAGAAUCAGGACAUUUCAUGAGCGCAGGACAUACGAGGUCUCUAUCAAUGGGACCAACUACUUUUGCAGAAUAGCUACAGGCAGACAUGACCACAUGUUUCAAAACGAGUUUAAUGCAUUGAGAAAAAUCAAGAAAUGUGGACUGUCUCUUCGCGUGCCUGAACUGACGGGAUUUGUGGGGGUGGAAGAACAGCUACCAGGGAUACUGGAAACAUUCUUUCCUCAUCAGUCGCGUCUCUCUGAUAUUGAUAUGGCUGUGGCUGAACUCGACGAGCGCCGUAAGUGGACGGCUCAGAUAGGUGAUGCGGUCCGUAGACUUCAUCAGCAUGGUAUCGCUUGGGGUAGGGCAGACGCGUCAAAUAUCCUGAUCGAUGACCACAGGAACGCAUGGCUUGUGGACUUCCAAGACAGUCUGCUCACGCGUGAGCCAUCUGAUAUCGAAGAUAUUGAAGCUAUGGAUGCUGCGAUCGAUAAAGACUUGAAGGAUCUAGACAAGAUCAAGGAGUUUCUGUGUCUAUCGGCAUGA